UUUGGGGACCAAGUUGCGCGCAACUUUACGUUCGAUUCCACGCGACAUGGUGCCGCCCCACCAUUGCAUCCCAGGCACGCGGUUUCUCGUCGAUGCGUUCCGAGAGUACAACAAGUCGAUCAGUGCAUCCUCUGCGAGCGGGAGCAGCGCAGGAACAGCGGCAGCAACAGCACCGCGAGUCGCGAUGACGCGGACGGCGAGCACGAAGAGUGACAACGCUCAGUCAAUGCCACCGGCUGCGCUCGCCACGGCGUCAGAAUCACCGAGUAGCAGCACUAGCAGUAGCAUGACUGGUAUCGAAGUGGACGGCAUCGAGCUAGACGACGGAAUUGCUGCAAUGGAGCCGCACUCUCACAGCGGACCGCUCUUCUUCCUGUCGCACUUUCACGCCGAUCACUACGCGGGACUCACCAAGACGUGGCGUGCAGGUCCCGUUUUCUGCUCACCGACUACAGCCCGACUUGUCAUCAAGGUGCUGGAGGUUGACGAAAGAAUGAUCCGACCGCUCGAGUUCAACACACCUGUCACGAUUGACAAUGUGCAAGUGACGCUGAUGGAUGCCAACCAUUGCCCCGGAGCCGCCAUGAUGCUCUUCAAGGUUUCCAACGGACUGGUGUAUCUGCAUACUGGUGAUUUUCGCUACCAUCCCCGCAUGAAUGACUAUCCCGCGCUUAUCCAGGCCCAGAAUCAGAUUGAGACACUCUUCCUCGACACAACCUACUGCAACCCAAAAUACACACUGCCGGCGCAAGACGCGCCGAUCGACUUUGUUGCAGAGACUGUUUUCAACAUGAUGAGGUCUGAGCUGCAACCGGCAGGAGACAAUGCCGCUCUCCCGCCUGCGCCGAAACGAGUCAAGCUGAGCGUUGAUGAUGACGACGCUGCAGCGCAUGAAAGCCAACGCCUCGCAUCCGAUGGCGACUUUUCCCGGGUGAAAACGCUGUUUCUCAUCGCAUCCUACGUCAUUGGUAAAGAGCGGCUCUAUGUGGAAGUUUCGCGACGCUGUGGUUGUAAAAUCGUCGUCGACGAGCGCAAACACGCCGUUCUCGCGCUGCAAGAAGGCAUUGACAUGAGCAUGUUUUCGCUUGAUUGGCGCGACUCGCCCGUUCAUGUUGUUCCUUGGGGUUUCCUCGGCGAGAUGGCACCUGGAGGCUGGCGAUUCAAUGCCAAUCACAGCUUGCUCACAAAGAUGCUUGCUCACUAUGCGCCGCGAUUCGAUCGACUGGUCGCCUUCCUACCUACGGGUUGGACAUACACAUUCAAGUACGCCACGACGUCGGCAAAAGGUGUCAAGUACUCGCUCGAGCAGCGUGACAACAUCCAGGUGUAUUCCAUUCCUUACAGCGAGCACAGCAGUUUUACGGAACUGCGACAAUUUGUGUCCUUUCUCCAUCCCAAGCGGAUUGUGCCAACAGUCGUGGGCCGUGAUGCGCCAGCUUCGAAGGCGGAAAAACUGAAUGGCUACUUUGCUGAUUUGGUGGACGUCAAAAGCCGUCGUGCGGACUUUCUCGCCCUGUUUGGCAAUGGAAGCGUCGCCGCAGCUGAUUCCGUCGGUGCUAGGAAAAGGAGCGUCCAGCAUGACGAUGCGACCACUGUUUUGUCCAUUGAUGAUGAUUCGGACGAGAACUCAUCUGAUGAACCCGGUAUUGCGAUUCAGCCAGAUGACAAGUCGAAGGUUUCUUGUCCAAUCUGCUCAACCACAAUGGCCAGCUCCGAGAUCAAUGAGCACUUGGAUUCGUGCUUGAACAGUACAUCUCGACCACCGUCCGACUCGGCCCAAUUCCGCCCUACAACAAGUGCGAUAACUGCAAGUGGAAAUACUGCAAGCGGCAGUUCUGUAAACCUCCACAUCCCUCGAACAGCCGCUGCUUUGAACAACCAUGAUUCAGCAGAUGAUGCGAGAGAGGCAUCCUUAUCGCAGCUCGCGGCCAUGUUACCUCCAGGCACAUCGCGCGCGCGCCUUCAGCGACUGCUGAUUCUUACGAGUGGCAAUGUUCAACGAGCAGUCAAUCAGUAUUUCGACGAAUCUAGUCGCUCGGGUAUCGCUUUGUCGUCGUCGUCUGCUGCAUCUGCAUCUGCGUCCCCCGAGACUGACAAGUCGUCGCCGAUGAAAGCGCGCCAGGUCGGAAUUGCCGCAGCUUUCCUUGCUCAAUCAACCUUGACACGCUCUGCACAUGCGCAUUCGUCCUCAUCUGCCUCCUCUCCAUCUCGUUCGCUCGACACCAGGCCAGUGCGCUUGGACAUGCUCGACGACGAAAAACUGCCUGCUCGCCCCAACGAGUCAUCGAGCAGCCAGACGCUCAUCUCGGCAACGGCCGCUGUCCCUGUAUCACAACGCGCUUCAUUGGAAGUCGGUGCCCAAACCCCAUUCCUGACGCUGGCUCGAACGUACUCGUCUGUCGAGGCCAACACAGGGCGCCUCACGAUUACCGCGCUCCUCACUGACAUGUUUCGUUCAAUCAUUGAUGCUGCGCCGCAAGACCUGUUGCCUGCCGUGUAUUUGACGACCAAUCGCACAUCCCCUUCCUACGAACCGGGCGAUGAAAUGUCGAUUGGCGGCCACACGAUGGUCAGUGCAGUGUCUGAGGUGACUGGAAUGUCACUCAAGCAAAUCAAGCAUGAAUACGAGACACUCGGGGAUCUGGGAGAUAUCGCUCAGAAGGCCCGGGCCUCGAUGCGAGUUCUGGUUGCGCCAAAGCCCCUGACCGUGUCGACCGUGUUUCGCACCAUGCGGCAAAUCGCAGAGAUCAAAGGACACGGGUCGCUGCUGCAAAAGAAAAACCUGAUCAAGCGCCUUCUGGUGUGCACGCGCGAGGAAGAAAUGCGUUACUUGGUGCGGAUCUUUCUGCAGCACCUGCGCAUUGGCGCAGUGAACAACACGGUUCUGGUUGCGCUCGCACAUGCCAGUGAAACACGCACCUCGCCACUCGAGGUUCCCAUCCAGACUGUGCUGGAGUCGCUGGCACGCACAUCCGCUCCGGGAUUGCGGCUUGAAGGCCUCCAUGGACUCGUCUCGAGCUUGCAACCGACGGCAGAUCGCUCCGACAAAGACCGGCUUGCCGCCGCAGCAGCCGUCCUCAAGCAAUGCUACAACCAGGCGCCCAACUGGGAGAUUAUUCUCCGAGCCCUGCUCAAGGGUGGAGUGGCUCUUGUGGCACAAACGUGUCGCUUGCAACCAGGCAUCCCGCUCAAGCCCAUGCUUGGCAAGAUUUGCAAAGACUUGGCCAAUGUCAUUGCGGAGCUGGAUGGGCGCGACUUUGCUGCAGAUUUCAAGUAUGAUGGCCAGCGCGUGCAGGCCCAUGUGUGGCAUCCUCGUCAGCCCUCCAACGGCCCCCCGCGAGUCAGACUGUUUAGCCGACAUCUCGAGGACAUGACUGGGAGGUUUCCGGAUGUUGUCGAACUAUUGAUCGGCAUGCUUUCUGCAUCGGUCGCGGAGGGAUUGCCCGGCGACUCGAGCCGGAUUGAGUCGUUUAUUCUGGACGCUGAGAUUGUUGCCUUUCAGCGUAGCACCGGCAAGGUACUCCCGUUCCAGACCCUGUCGACCCGAGCUCGUCGAGACGUCACCACAAACGAACUGGAGGUUGAAGUGUGCAUCUUUGCGUUUGACUUGAUGUUUCUGAACGGCCAGUCGCUGCUCCGAGCGCCGUUUCGUCACCGAAACAUGCUGCUCCGCACCACAUUUGCAGAGCGACCCGGCUUUUUCCAGUUUGUCCCUCAAAUGCUGUUUGGCCCCAACCUGCAGCCAGCCCUUGCAACCCCAGCAACGGUGACACGGUCUCUGCCUGACGAGGCGGCUGGAAUGAGCUUUAGCGAGGAUACCCGGGACCAGCUGAUGGCCUUUCUCCAUGACGCGAUCAACGCGACCUGCGAGGGUCUGAUGAUCAAGCCGCUCGGUGCUCGCGGAACAUUUACGGCUGACGAUGCCGACACGGUUGCCCACAUUGGUGUGACCACGUCCGACGCGGGUGAUGCCGCUGCGCAAAGUGACGACGACGACGACGACGACGACGACCAUGAAGAAGAAUCAGAGAAUGCGGGCAGGAAGGGUCGCACGGGCGAUGCCGAAGAGCCUGUCUCGGACCAGACUAGCGUCCCGAAUCAUCGCCUGCGGGAACGCAAUCCUGCUCGCGCAGCGUCACAGCAGCACAGACUCGAGGCUUUGCGUCAGUCAACGUACGAGCCUUCGAAGCGGUGUUCGAAUUGGCUGAAGGUCAAGCGCGAUUACGUCGAAGGAAUGGUCGAGUCGCUCGAUCUCGUCCCAAUCGGCGCCUUCUGGGGAAACGGACGCAAGGCUGGCUGGUUUUCCCCGUUCCUUCUGGCAGCAUACGACCCGGAGACGGAGCAGUACAUUAGCGUGUGCAAGUGCAUGUCGGGCUUUUCGGACGAGUUUUACAAGCAGCAACUGGCAUUCUACACCCAAACCCCAUCCCACAAACCAGAGGAAGGCGACGCAGCCGAGGGGAAGGAAAGCACGGCGGGGCCAUCCACCGCUCUCGGUCCGCGAAUCAUCCCAAAAGCCAAGCCGUACUAUGUCGUGAGCCCGCAGCUACAGCCGGAUGUGUGGUUUGAGCCGUGUCAGGUCUGGGAAAUCCGAGGCGCCGAUCUGACACUGAGUCCAGUGUACACUGCCGCUGCCGGCCUGAUUGAGGAGCAGCCUGAUCGCGGUAUUUCGCUCCGCUUUCCACGGUUUUUGAGGGUGCGGACGGACAAGUCGACCGAAGACGCCACGACUCCAAGUGAGCUUGCUGACAUGUUUCGACGCUUUCGGCGGUAGAAAGUAACAAGAGUGUGUGGUUGAGAUAGAAAGUCAGAACAUGUAUGGGCUUGUUCGUUGUACGCUCCAAGUUUGAUUGCAUCUGGCUGCAAUAAAGAAGACACUCGAGUUGAC
Molecule: messenger RNA, 4888 nt
Organism: Capsaspora owczarzaki ATCC 30864
Lineage: Eukaryota; Filasterea; Ministeriida; Capsasporidae
Product: ATP dependent DNA ligase
Exons: 8
Coding region: 47-4774 (1575 amino acids)
Biological process (GO): lagging strand elongation; DNA biosynthetic process; DNA recombination
Molecular function (GO): DNA ligase (ATP) activity; ATP binding; DNA binding
Source: RefSeq, a predicted model, not a curated record